GUUACGUUCUAUAAGUACUCUCUAAUGUUCGGUAUUGAGAUCAGUGUACAAUUAGAAUACUCAGAACUGUUGUCGCAUGCGUAACUAUAAUCGUGACGCAGUAGAGUUUCCAAAACAAUAGACAUCCGAGAAAAUUGGCAGUCCGCCAUUUUGUAUUGUGAGAGUUCAAAGCGUAAAAGGUGGUUUUUACAAAAAUUAUAUUAUCACUUUGUGAAUUAUGGGUUACUGUUAACAGAUUUUUAAAAUUUAACUAGCAAUAAUGAUUUGAGACCCUUAGAAUUAAGGUAUCCCAGAAGAGAAUCAAGAAGUUGUUACAGUUUUCAUUUGUAGAAUACAUUUCAUAGAUAAAAUAGAUUUCUGUUUUCUGAAGUAGUUUUGUUGAUUAAUGUAUAUAUUAUGAGAGCAGUGCAUUAUCUGUGAUACGUAGUGUGUUAAGGAAGAGUCAAGAUGAGUUCACCGGAAGAAAUUAAAGCAGAGUACUCCUCAAGUUUGGCAGAUCUCACAUUUAACAGUAAGCCAUUAAUAAAUGUGCUUACAAUGUUAGCUGAUGAAAAUUCGCCAAACGCCAAUGUUAUUGUGGAAGCCAUUGAAGAACAUCUAUCAAAGGUCCACACCGAUGUGAAACUACCAAUUUUGUAUCUGAUUGAUUGCAUUGUGAAAAACGUUGGAGGAACCUAUACGUCGUUGUUUAGUAAAAAUAUAGUGACUACAUUCAUAGGUGUUUUUAAAGCAACACUUAAAGUAAAUAUUACUUACAAAAAAAAUGAAUUCAAGGUUGACGAGAAAACUCGGGCAGAGAUGUUCAAGCUACGUCAAACAUGGAAUGAAGUUUUUCCGCAAAUGAAAUUGUACGCGAUCGACGUUCAAAUUAACCAAUUGGAUCCCGCGUGGCCAGUCACUGCUAAACUACCGUCCAACAGUAUACAUUUGAAUCCAAAAUUUUUAAAACCAACGUCGACGCCGUCGCAAAAAGGCAAAACGGAAACUGAACCCACUCCAGUAAUACCGGGAGCUCCAGCUGUCGAUAAGGAAACGCUCCUUAUGCAAGAGCAGUUGAUACAGAAGCAGAAAGAACUGUUGGAGUUGCAGCAAAAAAGAUUAGAAUUGGAGGUAUUACAAACGCAAGUGAAACUACAAGAACAGAUUAAGCAGAGUAUACCAAAAACUGGAAGACCGCAGAACAUUUUGUUGAAACCUGAAGUGGCAAAACAACUAGUUCCAACUUUAACUAACCAAAAAUCUAAUGAAAUUAACACUACCUUGACUCAACAACAAAAACCUCAGCAAAUGCCAGUUCCUAUUACGAACGGAACGAAAAUAAAUCCAGUUAGCAGCGCCCUUAUCAACGCCAAGCCGAUAAGAGAUCCAAGACUAAUGAGACAGCAGCAGAAACAGCAACAAGAACAAGCGGCACCAAUCGAUGGUAAUAAUGCUGAAAAUCAGUUAAAUCAAAGAACUGCUUUAUUAGAAAAUAAUAAAAUUGUUACAAAUAAAGUGGGUGUUCGAAAAGUUCGCAAUGAUCCACGGUUAAUUAAUAAAAAUGAUAACCUAAUCCAAAAAUCCGAUUCUCCUACAAAAUCAAACACGUCCUCAAAGUCCCGUAACUCCGAUCCCGCACACAAAUCCCACAAAUCGUCCCGAAUAUCACAUUGUUCGACAACGUCGGAUACAAAUACCAACAAAAGUGGUUCUACCACCACUUUAGGUUUACCGAAACUCAAAAAUAGUGACAUUGUGAAAUCUCCAUCUAAACAAAAACGGAAAGACGAUAAGCAAUCGUUGUCAAAUUUAAGGAACAAACGAGAAAAAAUGUGUAGCAAUGACGAUGUAACGAUUAUUACUUCUAGUAGUAGUUGUACUGUUCCUCAAGCUACUUUCAAAAGUGUCAAAUCUUCAAUGAAAAAUCGAAAUUAUGUUAAGAGAAAUUUGGGAAGUGCGAGUCCGGAGGUUGUACAGGACGAGGAUCUACGAUCACUCGGACCACCUGAAAAGCAAUCUAGAUUGCUAGGUGAUCCGAUUGAAGAACCGACAAAUACGGUUCCAGUUAGUAAAUCACCAGUAGUUAGUAAUCAGCCGCUUAAAUCGCAAUUAUCAUCGAAGAAUAUCGACGUAGAUCUCAGACAACUACCUGCAGGCGUCGUUGGUAAAAAGAGAACUUCAACAGAAUCCCCAGAAUCGACAACAGCUAAGAAAAACAAAUCGGAAAUACUUGAUAAAUUAUUUGGUGAUGAAGAUACCGAUUUACGCCAAUUAUCAAUAAAUUCGGAACAGAGGCCUAAAACUCCACCACCUCCAAUUAUAUCUUCAAAUGAAUCUGGACCAAAGUCGCCGUCCGUACAAGAUUCCCCAAAAAGUAAUCUUGAUGCGAUCAGAGCUAAAUUGGCGAAUGCCACAAAUAGAGAUAAAGUACUAUCUAAAUCAUAUAAUAAGAAAAAACAAAGAUUGGAGGAUCAAGAUUUGAGACAACCGAUAAAUACACAAGUUGCAAAUAAAAUUAUAAUAUCACCUGAAGACGAAAAUAAUAUAAAAUCAGGUAAAAUGACGAACGAAGAAAGUUCCAAAUUGCUCAACAAAAUUAUACUCCAAAUGGAGAAGAAUAAAUUGAAAGAAGCCAAAAGAAAAGAUAAUGAAUCAUCUUUCAAUACAUCACUUCAACCUAUAAGCGACGAAGAAUUCAACGACAGUGAUUUCGAAGAUAGCGUCAAUAUAAAAGAUACCUUAAACGAAAAUUCUCCAUCUAAGGACAACGAAAACAUUUCUUCGGCGGCACCUCCACUAAUAAGCGAGGAAAGUCUUAUACCUUUUAACGAUAAAGAUGAAAGACUUAAUACCGGUCCAUUGCAAUCAAAAACUGAUUAUGUACCUCAACAGUUCUAUCCAAGAGACGGCAGGCGUUUUCCGGGUCCACCUGGGCUUAGUUGGCGAGGCGGUCGUGGAAAUAAUAGACGCAAUUGGGAUCCGCCUCAAGCAAGAGCGCCGAUAAGACUUUGGAACAACAAUAAUGCAUGGGCUCAAUCUCAAUCAACGAGAGAUUUCGAUAAUGAUAAUCCUGUGGUAGCCGAAGAAUCCGAAUCGCCGAUUCUUAAUGACGGAUUCGUUAACGUAGAUGAAAUAAAAUCGAUGGCGAUAGAUGGAAUAUCUAGAGACAUAAGAUUCUACGGAGAAACGGCAAUAGUUUUUGUCGGUUGGGAUGAUCCUAGAGAAUUAACAUUUCAAAACGACGGUAUCCGCAAAAUUAUUUUCAACGAUACGGAAAGUUUUGUUUUAGGCUUUAAUGACGAUUAUAAAGAGGUGUCUGUUAACGGGAAAACGCAUUUGGUGAAAAUAGGUGCGCCCAGCAGAGAAAUCUUCAUCGAUUCCGUUCCGUACGAAUGUUUCUUCGGAAGCCCGGGCAUAAGAAUCCAACUCGAUGGUGUACCUACCAAAGUUCAGCUAGAAGGACCUCCGCCGCCAGUGAAUAUUGGCAAAACGAAACGAACUGAUAUUGUAGCUGGUAAAAUAAAUAUGGUGAUAAAUGCUAAAGUGAUUGUACCUGUGUUUUUGGACGCUAAACCACAAAAAUUUGUACUGGACGGCGAGACCAGUACUCUUAAAUUUGUAGAUGCAUUGAAGACAGUGUUAAUAAAUGAUGUACCUUUUAAUGUUGAAUAUGGUGGUCUCCCUAAACCUUUACUUAUCCAUGAUAAAAAACAUUUUAUUAGAUUUUCAGUAUUACCUAAAGGAAUUAAACCGGGAAAAGUGAAAAUUAUUGAUAUGGAAGGUGAUGAUGAAUCGAGAUCAAGUCCCGUCAUAGACGAAAACAGUCAAGACGAAACUACCGUUUCUGAUGCCUACGAUCCAGGUAUGCCAAUAACAGGAAUGUUGGAUAAACCAUCAGGUGUCGAUGAUUCUCCCGAUAGACAUUCCGAUUCUCCUAAUUUCUAUCAGAAAUUUAUACAACAGCAACAAAAUAAUUUAGACGUACUAUCGAACGCAAUGACUCCUACCUUAGGACCAACGCAAACAACAGGAGGUUAUCAAGUAGAAAAUAAUCAAAACUCACAAGAUGUACCGGCAAAUCUCCAACCAGUUGCACCUACAACAAUUCCGACAUUGAAUAUAAAUGAUCUCUUCCAAAAAUUAGUAGCCUCCGGUUUUGUUACAUCGACUACACAACCGAAAAAACCUGCUACCGACAUUUCUUUGAAAGAAUCCACGCCACCGACUAAUAACGAAUACACACCACAAGUUUCUUCUAGUCAAAAUGCACCGCCAACAACUAAAUUUAAGAAAAAUUCUGUACUCAAUCUCAAACGGAUUACAUUCGAACGACCCGAAACGUUGAGAGUCCGACAGAGUAAUCUUUAUAAUAUGUUGUAUUCUGGUAUGCAAUGUAGUACUUGCGGUAUGCGAUUUACCGCAGAAGCUAGUAUGCUAUACAGUCAACAUUUGGAUUGGCAUUUCCGACAAAAUAGGAGAGGAAAAAAGAACAGUAGGGUCGCAACUAGUAGAAGAUGGUACUAUUCUUUAACUGAUUGGAAAAAUUACGAAGAAUUAGAGGAUCUCGAAGAAAGAGAGAAAAAUUAUUUCGAUGAACAAAAACAAGCAGAAGGUGCUGGAGAAGAUGCCGACGAGGAUGUAGAAAUUCCUAGCGUCGCUGCAGAUCCGGAUUCAACUGAUGAAAGCUGCGUAGUGUGCAGAGAUAAAUUCGAUCAAUUCUUCAAUGAAGAAAAGGAAGAAUGGCAUUUGAAAAAUGCUAUAAGAAUAGAUGAUAAGACAUACCAUCCUGUGUGUUAUGAAGAUUUUCAGCAAUCUCUUCUCGAGCAAACAUUAGACGAAAGUAUAAAAGCACCCGAAGAAAAGGAAAAACAGAAAGACAAAGAAGAAGUUGAAGAACCAGCUAUACCCGGUCUUGAAAUAAUAAUCGAUGACGAUGAUGAGGAACUAGAAAAAGAAUCGCAGGUAGCUGAAGUUGUUUCUGUUGAAAGCGACGAAUCGAAAUUGUUGCCGGAUACUGUUGAAUCGUCGGGACAAUCUCCCAAACCGGAAAAUAUGGAAGAGGACGAUGACGACGAUGUUAUUCUAAACGAGGUUGCUCCCAUUAAAAUAGUUGUCGAUGAUGACGACGACGAAGAUAUGGAAACAAUUGUACAAGAAGAUUCAAAAACAAAUGCGGAAGAUGAUGGAUUUGUUGAGAUUGCUGGUUUAGUUAGUUUACCCAAUGGUAAACAUGUUAAAAUAAAAGCUGAACCAAUGGAUAAAGAAUUGGAUGGUCCAGUUACUCCGAUUUUAACAAACGAUCUGUUAUCGUCCACGACUGAAGAAAACGAUAUCGAAAUAAUUGAAACGACGCGCCCCAAACAGGACGUCAUCUUUUCAAUGGACGGUAACGUAGAACCGGCCUCGGGCGCUAACCCAGUGGCAACCACUGGUUUAAGUGGCAAUAGAAUUAAGAUUAAUAUAAGCAAACCUUUACCUGUGAUAAAUAAAGAAAAAGAAUCUACUUUAGACAAUAGAGUACCGCCGGAAACUUAUAUAGAUCCAUUCGAACCGUUCCCACCGGGAGAAGAACCUGAACCAGCGACGCUCAAACCGGCGCUCAAAACAGUCAAACUAAAAAAAUUACCUCCUAUUAGAAAAGGUACCGAAUUGACGGGUCUCUGUUCUCUGAUGUGACUGUAUUAAAUUAAAUGAUGUACAAAAAAAUAUGUAAAUUCAUGUUAUAAAUAAUGUGAGCGGUUGUUACAUAUCCACCAAGUGUAAAAUAUUUAGUUAGAUUUGAAUAUACGAGGUUUUAUAUUUAUAUAAUCAAGAUAAUGAUUUGUGUGCAUCGCGCGGGCUUUACGAGUAACGAUAAAUUACUUAAUGUACUUGUAACUCAAUAUUUGUAUCCUAAUAUAUAACAAACAAUUGAUCAUUGAUUUAUAGAGAUUCGUUUAAUAUUUGAUAUUCUCUAUCUUUUUGUAUCUGAUACUAUCUAAAUUAGGUAUGUGCAUGAAUAAAACUUUAUAUUACAAGCAGAUGCAUCGGAUUGAAAAAUGUAAAGAGGGUUACCUUGUGUUCGGUCGGAGAAUGGUGGUGACGCGUUUUAUACCGCAACUUUUGAUUGUAUAUUGCCAAAAAAUAAAUAUUGAUAGGUGAAUUAUUCAAGUCUCUUAAUGAUCAAAUAUUUUUUCAUCUUACAACUACAGUAAUUUCCCUUAUAACACAGUACUCUUAUAACGCAUUUUCAUUUGACGCGAUUUCAAUCUCCAACAUAUUCUUGUACUGUGAAAUAUGAAAUGGUUUGUACAGUUCAUAAUUAGUUUUGCACGUGUGUAACUCAUGUUGUAUAAAACUAUUUUACGGAGUUUGAGUAUUAAAAGCUGUAAAAGUUAUAUUUUAAAUAAAAUAUUUUGUUUUGAGCCAUGACAAGUGAAAAGGAAAGUGAAAAGGAAAUUUAUUUGUCUACAACAAAAAACUGAUAUUUUGAAUCAGCUAAAUAAUGGUAAGAAAUCAACAGUAAUAGCAAAGGAUCAGAAGCUAAAUGAGUCAACAAUACCAACAAUUUUAUAAAAUGAAAGUGCUGUAAUGUCUAUAUCGUUACAGACCUUAAGUAAAUCUUCACAUGUAAAAGAUUCGUUAAUACCAAAACCAGAAAAAUGUUUGAUGAUUUGGAUAGAAGAUUGCAAUCAAAAAAAUAUUCCUAUAAAUAAUUGUUGUUGUUUAAUAAAAGCAAAAGCCCAACAAAUUCUCAGUCAUUCAAAGGAAUGACAAGCUACAAUCAAAAUUUGACAGUAGUUACGGCAGGUUUGAAAGAUUUCGGAAAAGGUCUUACUUACAUAAUAUCCAAAUUCAAGGAGUUUUACCAAAAAAUGACAAAUGCGACAUAUGUUUACAAUAUUAUUUUUUCAUUAAUGCUACUAUUUCAAAACAUGAUUACAUUACAAAACCAAUAGAAAGUAAUUAGGUUAGAAAAUGACCUAUAUUAAAUUACAUCUUAUACAUUCUUUACAUUACAAUCCAUACAUUUAUUUAUCGUUAUUGCUUAUGUUGUCAUUAUCAUCAUAUCAUAAUUUUCAACGUCAUUCUCAUCAUAAGUACGAUUAUCGAUAUCAUCAUUAAUGUCAUUAUUUUCAAUUUCAACGCCAAGUGUCAGGAUUACAACGGGAAUUGUAAUCUGGCCGGACGUGAGGUAACCGUAUUAUAUAACAGCGCAUGUGUCAAUUAUUGGGUUGGCGACAAAGACAUUUCGGUUUUGUAGUAACAAAGAAUAGUUUUUAAUUAACUAUAUAUUUCCCAUUUUGCUCAAUGACCUUUUCCCAUCUUUCUUCCAGCUUCAUGAUUUCGCGCUCAUAAAAUUUCUGGUCCUUAUCAACAAAAAACUGAUGUGCGAUUGAAGAUCAUCGUCAUUUGUGAAAGUUUGGCUAUUUGAAAAAUUUUGCAAUCUUCGAAAUAAAUGGUAACCAGAUCGUGCCAGAUCAGGGAUGUAUGUGGGAUGUGGCAUCAGUUCCCAACUAAGCUCCCACGAGUUGCCAAAAAAGUUGCAUUAUCAUGGUGGAACACUAAAUCUUUCCGAUCUGAUAAUUCUGGCCGAUUGCUUCACUCAGUUACAUUCAUUAUUCACACUAAAUCUCAGAAUCAAUCGUUUGGUUCCUUGGAAGCAGCUUAAAAAACACAACUCCUUUGAAAUCCCACCAAACAUAAGUUAUUAAAAAAAUAAAGCGAAAGUACUUAGUUGCCAACCUUAUAUAUAUUAUGGCUACAACAUGUAUAACUUUUCUGGUCACUUUACCGUUUCCAUUUUUUUUAAUUUAUAAAUGAUGCAUCUCAUCUCAUUACAUUCUAUUUUAAUUUAUUAAUCGUUUGUAGUAGGAUUUUAGGGGAAAAAAUCAUGCACAAACAUUCCGUGUCUCGACUCGUCACUCGGUAAUUCAAUUAGACUUUUCAAAAACUGAGGGUAAUUUUAAGUUGAAGGAAAUAUCGAGCCUAUACAUUUUAGAAAUAAUAUGGACGAUAAAUAUAAAUUGUGAUUAUAUUCAAUAUUUCAAUUGAUUCAUAUAUUUUAAAUGAAGUACAUUUAGACAUAAUUUUGUUUCUAGAUGAUGUUAAUAUGGCUAAAAAUUUUAUUUUUGUGGUAUUGGAUAAUAUUUCUCUGCACCCAGGAAUCUCAAUAUAAAUCUUUAUUACGGUACAUUUCGUUAAAUUGAUAAUACAUUUCAUUUUGUAGAAGUUUCAAAUAUUUAUUUUUCAUUAAUUUUCCAUUCAUACCGAAAGGGUAUUUGAUAUAGUUCCCUAAAUUUCCAGUCCAAACGUUAAAUUUUUGCUUUACUUUACCUUAACCUACUUCGUACUACCGCUGGCACUACCGCCCUGAAAUAGCCUUGACCUCGUCCACCACAUUCCUCCAGUCAGACUUCUGUCACCAGCCUGAGGUCUUCUUAGAGACAACCGGAUUGAGAAUUGUACGAUAGAUUCGCUUUUUCGUUUUCCAAUUCAGUAAACGUGACUUUAGUAGUAGUUGGAGACUUGAAGUAGGGUCUAUUCCCCGCUUUUAAACGUUCACUUAUUUCCAUCAUGUUUAUGAAGUAAAAAUCAAUAUUUAAACGACGGUAUAUUUUCGAACUUACACCGACCUACUUUGAAAGCCUCCUGGUGACUUCUUCUGUUCCUUGACAUAACCAUGUAAUUUGUUUUGGACUCGUUAAUGGUCAGCCUCGCUCUACAGGAUUCCGCCUCCAGCUUCUGAAAGCUUUCCUCUAGUUCACGUUCCCUUCGACUGAGUAGAUCAAUGUCAUCAGCGUAGGACAGGCACUGCACUGUUCUGUCGAGCAAUGUUCUUCCUUUAUUAACUUCAAUAUUUCCGAUGACUCGUUCUAAUGUCAGGUUGAAGAAAGUACACGAGAAGGCGUCUCCUUGCCUGAGACCUCAUCCUAUUUGGAAUGCUCGCGAGGUGUCUCCCGCUAUCUUCAUUUUGCUGUUGGUCUUAGCUAACGUCAUCCGCACAAGGCUAAUAAGUUUCGGAAGAAUGCCGAAAAGACGCAGAGUGUUGUAGAGGUAAGAUUGGUCAACACUGUCAUAAGCUUGUUUGUAAUCUAUGAAACCUAUUUCUUACAGUGGAUAAAUUGAUAUGGCGAAAAUGUAGAUUCAUAAUUUGUAAUUAUGUAUAAAACAUUUAAAAUUGGAUUGGGAUGGCCUAAUUGCCUAAAUAAAUGAAUUUUUUGUCGAUAUGAUAGACCCAAAAAUAUAAUUCUUUCUUCGUCUUUUAUUUACAUUUUUCUUGAUUAUAUCAACAAAUACAAAUGAACCUCACGGAAACAGAUAAAAUGGAGUGGGACACCAUUUGACCUGUUAAGUUUAAUAUAAUUUAUCAUGACUGACACUGAUAGAUUUGAAGUAAGUUGGUUGAAUAUUUUAUAUUGAAAUUCCUGUUCUACAAAAAACUUUCCAAUAUAACAACAGCAAUUUAUUCAAGAACUUCCAACUUUUGUAAAGUUAUUUGAAGGUUUACAAAAACAAACAGAAAUAUUUUAAAAUUUAUCCAAACCUAAAGACUUGAUGCAUGGGUUAAACAUUCGUUGAUAAUUUCGCAAAAUUCAUAUAAAUAUUUCCAGUUUUAAAUCUUCAAUAAACUAAGGAGUUUUAGUUAAAUGGACAACCCUGUAUAUGUAAAUAUAUGUGAAAAGAAUAUGUAAAUGAUGAUGGUAAAUCACGAUCUUUCUUUAAUUUGUAAAUAUUUAUGUAUAUCAUCGAUUUUACUUCAAUGUUUAUGGAGUAAAAGUUCUAUUUUAUUUGUUUAAUACAUAGACGGAUUUUGUUAUUUGUUGAAAAUAAAUAUUUUUAAAAAGAAAAACCUCUGUGUGUAUAUUUCGCAAAGUGGUUAUUGAAACUAUAUAAACAUGGUAUAAUUUUUUUUUAUUUGAGGAGGGUUUUCCUUAAAAUAAUUUGUACAUAUUUAGAAGUAUAUGUGGAUCGUGAUAAUUAAUUACAAAUAAAUUUUGAAAAUCA
Messenger RNA from Diorhabda sublineata, 9966 nucleotides. RefSeq names its product pre-mRNA cleavage complex 2 protein Pcf11 (gene Pcf11). NCBI's taxonomy places the organism in Eukaryota, Metazoa, Arthropoda, Insecta, Coleoptera, Chrysomelidae. The transcript is spliced from 15 exons. Gene Ontology annotation, biological process: termination of RNA polymerase II transcription. The coding region runs from base 448 to 5655 and encodes 1735 amino acids. Gene Ontology annotation, cellular component: mRNA cleavage factor complex; cytoplasm. Gene Ontology annotation, molecular function: ubiquitin binding; mRNA binding; RNA polymerase II complex binding. The record is from RefSeq and is a predicted model, not a curated record.